GUCGAACUCAGUCAACAGUGGAAAGCAGAAGCUGGUGGCGACGCCCGUCAUUGAUGCUCUGGUAAGAUUCUGCAAGCUGAAGCCGUCGAUGAGCUCGAAGGAGAGCUGCCGAACCGAGCUGCGAGCUGCCAUCCGCCAGCUCAGUGACCGAUGCCUCUACUCUGCCUCCAAAUGGGCAGGAGAGCAGCUUGUGGGCAUCGAACUAGACCCAGCAAAGUUCACACCUUCGAAUACCAGGUUCCAACGUGGAAGCUCCAGCAUCCGUAGGAGAUUCCGUACCAAUGAGAUCACUUUGACUCCCAUAGCUGGAGUUUCUUAUGUAAGCACUCCCGUGAUGGAGGAAGAUGAUGCAGUAGAUGGUGAUUUCUACCUUCUGGCAAAGUCUUACUUUGACUGCCGGGAGUACAGACGUGCUGCACAUGUGCUUCGGGACCAAAAUGGAAAGAAAUCCAUCUUCCUACGGUGCUACGCUCUUUUCCUGGCUGGAGAAAAGAGGAAAGAAGAAGAGAUAAUAGAACUCGAGGGGCCUUUAGGUAAGAGCGAUGCUGUGAACCGUGAAUUGGUUGCCCUGGAGAGGGAGUUAUUGAUGCUUCGCAAGAAUGGAUCGAUCGAUCCAUUUUGUUUGUAUAUGUAUGGCCUCGUACUCAAAGAGAAAGGGAGCGAAAACCUUGCUCGAACGGUUCUUGUUGAGUCUGUCAAUAGUUAUCCUUGGAACUGGAGUGCCUGGUCAGAGCUGCAGUCAUUGUGCACUACUGUCGACAUAUUAAACAGCCUCCCUCUCAAUAAUCACUGGAUGAAGGACUUCUUCCUCGCAAGUGCUUAUCUGGAACUUAGAAUGCAUAACGACUCCUUGGCGAAAUAUGAAUAUCUACAGGGCACUUUCAGCUUCAGUAAUUACAUACAGGCACAAAUUGCAAAAGCCCAGUACAAUCUAAGGGAUUUCGAUCAAGUUGAGGCGAUAUUUGAAGAUCUUAUGAGGAAUGAUCCUUAUCGUGUGGAGGACAUGGAUAUGUAUUCAAAUGUGCUCUAUGCUAAGGAAUCCUUCUCUGCCUUAAGUUACCUCGCCCAUAGGGUGUUUUUGACAGAUAAGUACAGGCCUGAAUCCUGCUGUAUCAUGGGGAAUUACUACAGUUUAAAAGGGCAACAUGAGAAGUCCAUAAUGUACUUUAGGAGGGCCCUCAAACUGAAUAAGAAGUUCUUAUCUGCUUGGACUCUGAUUGGUCAUGAGUAUGUCGAGAUGAAGAACACAGCCGCUGCUGUUGAAGCUUAUAGGCGGGCUGUGGAUGUAAACCCGUGUGACUAUCGAGCUUGGUAUGGUUUAGGGCAAGCUUACGAGAUGAUGGGAAUGCCACUCUAUGCCCUCAAUUAUUUCCGAAAAUCCGUCUUCCUGCAGCCAGGUGAUUCUCGAUUGUGGAUUGCAAUGGCUCAAUGCUACGAAAAGGAAGAGCUCCACAUGCUCGAAGAUGCAAUUAAGUGUUACAGGAGGGCAGUGAAUUGUAACGAUACAGAAGCGAUUGCUCUUCACCAGCUUGCGAAGCUUAAUGCAGAGCUCGGGCGAGCAGAAGAGGCUGCAUUUUACUACAAGAAGGAUCUCGAGAGGAUGGAAGCAGAGGAGAGGGAAGGGCAAAACAUGGUUGAAGCUUUAGUCUUUCUUGCUACUCACUGCAAGACCCAGAAGAGGUUCGAAGAAGCUGAGGUGUAUUGCACUCGUCUUAUGGAUUAUAAAGGCCCAGAGAAAGAAAUGGCAAAGAGUUUACUGCGGGCAAUUAGAAUAGCGCGAAGUGGUUUUCCUUCGACAGAUGUUGAGCAUUUUCCUCCCUAAAAGUUGUGUUCCUUGGAAAGUGAAGAAAGGUCAGAUUUUCCGAGCAGAUAUCUAGAUUGUGGUAGAAUAGAUUCCCCACAUAUCAAGACAAUUACUGCCGUCAACUAUUUGCUGAUUCACUGAAAUAUUAUACUCGGACACAGUACUCAUGAAUGGAAUUUUGCCAGUAGUUGCACAUUAUAGUCAUCAACUUGUUUCCCCUGCUGGAGGAAUCCUUAUUUUAUGCUUUGUUGGCACUCAAAUUCACUAAGCAUGUCUGGUUUGAUUCAGUUAGGCUGAUCGCGCCGCAUGGAACACGACCAGUGCCUAUGGCCAGUAAUGUUCAUAUUUAUUUCCCA
Punica granatum (pomegranate) is the source of this 2160-nucleotide messenger RNA. The record is from RefSeq and is a predicted model, not a curated record. NCBI's taxonomy places the organism in Eukaryota, Viridiplantae, Streptophyta, Magnoliopsida, Myrtales, Lythraceae.